Molecule: messenger RNA, 3517 nt
Organism: Lepidothrix coronata (blue-crowned manakin)
Lineage: Eukaryota; Metazoa; Chordata; Aves; Passeriformes; Pipridae
Gene: SEMA6B
Product: semaphorin 6B
Biological process (GO): axon guidance; neural crest cell migration; positive regulation of cell migration
Molecular function (GO): semaphorin receptor binding; chemorepellent activity
Source: RefSeq, a predicted model, not a curated record
CCAGAUGUCAAACACUACCCCGUGUUCGUGGGGCACGGCAGCAGCCGCCCGGGGGGGCCCGAGGGGGGGAUCCCCCAGCGCCUCAACAUCCAGCGCAUCCUCAAGGUCAACAGGACCCUCUUCAUCGGGGACAGGGACAACGUGUACCGGGUGAGCCUGGAGCCCAGCGGGGCGGGGGAGCUGCGCUACCACCGGGUGAGUGCCGGGGGGGGAUCCAACAAUCCCGCUGUGCCCGCAGAGCCCUACUUCGUGCACGCCGUGGAGUGGAGGAGCCACGUCUACUUCUUCUUCCGGGAGAUCGCCAUGGAGUUCAACUACCUGGAGAAGGUGGUGGUGUCGCGGGUGGCCCGAGUGUGCAAGAACGACAUGGGGGGCUCCCAGCGGGUGCUGGAGAAGCAGUGGACCUCCUUCCUCAAGGCCCGGCUCAACUGCUCCGUGCCGGGCGACUCCCACUUCUACUUCAACGUCAUCCAGGCCGUGACGGACAUCCUGGAGCUGGACGGGCGCCCCGUGGUUCUCGCCGUCUUCUCCACGCCCGCCAACAGCAUUCCCGGCUCGGCCGUCUGCGCCUUCGACAUGGCCCAGGUGGCCGCGGUGUUCGAGGGGCGGUUCCGCGAGCAGAAGUCGCCCGAGUCCAUCUGGACGCCCGUGCCCGAGGACAUGGUGCCAAAGCCACGGAGGGGGGCACCCACGGGAAGAGGCUGCGGCACCAACAACUUCAACCCCAUCUGUGCCAACUCCCUGCUGGGACGGGGACCCCGGGGGUCACCCCCGUGCCCGGGUGUGUCCUCACGUCUGUCCCGUGUCCCCCCCCCGCAGAUGGACACGCUGGAGCCUGUCGGGGACAACAUCAGCGGCAUGGCCCGGUGUCCCUACGACCCCAAACACGCCAACGUGGCCCUGUUCACAGGGGGGAUGCUCUUCACGGCCACCGUGACGGAUUUCCUGGCCAUCGACGCCGUCAUCUACCGCAGCCUCGGGGACAGCCCCACCCUGCGCACCGUCAAACACGACUCCAAGUGGUUCAAAGAUCUGGGAUGGGUCUGGCUGGGUCCUGGCCAGGACCUGGACUCGUUUCCAUCUGGGAUCCGCACAGCCCCUCACACCCCCUGGGGACUCCCCACCCUGGGACAACCACACCCUGUCCCUCAUCGGGGAGGGUCCCAGCCCCCCUCCCUGGGGACACUCCCACUCCCACCCACCCCCAGACCUGCCCUGUCCCCACCCCACAGGUACCAGCUCCGCAGGAUCGUGGUGGACACGGCGGCGGGGCCGUGGGGCAACCACACCGUGGUGUUCCUGGGCUCCAGCACCGGCACCGUCCUCAAGUUCCUCAUCCUGCCCAACGCCACCAGCGCCACCACGGCCACCGCCCCCGGCAGCCAGAGCGUCUUCCUGGAGGAGUUUGAGACCUACCAGCCCGGGAGGUGUGGCCGGGACACGGAGGACGAGCGGCGGCUCCUGGGGCUGGAGCUGGACAAGGCAGCGGGGUCCCUGCUCCUGGCCUUCCCCCCGUGCGUGGCCAGGGUACCCGUGGCUCGCUGCCAGCAGCACUCGGGCUGCAUGAAGAACUGCCUUGGGAGCCGGGAUCCCUACUGUGGCUGGACAUCGGAGGGCUCCUGUGUCUUCCUGGAGCCCAGUCCCAGGGUGUCCUUCGAGCAGGACAUCGCCGGCGGCAGCACGUCCCACCUGGGCGAGUGCGAGGGGCUGGUGACCGAGAGCUUCGUGGACGAGCCGGACGGGCUGGUGUCGGUGAACCUGCUGGUGAUCUCGUCGGUGGCCGCCUUCGUGAUCGGCGCCGUGAUCUCCGGCUUCAGCGUGUGCUGGUUCAUCGGGCACCGCGACCGCAAGGAGCUGGCGCGGCGCAAGGACAAGGAGACGAUCCUGGCGCACAGUGAGUCGGUGGUGAGCGUCAGCCGGCUGGGCGAGCGGCGGGCGCGCGGCGCCCUGCUGGCCCCGCUGAUGCCCAACGGGUGGCCCAAGGAGCUGGGCAAGGUGGCCCAGCACGACCUGGACUCGGGGGUGCUGCCCACGCCGGAGCAGACCCCGCUGCAGCAGAAGCGCUGCCCCGGCGCCCUCCAGAACUGCAGCUGGGAGCAGAGCCACAACAUCAUCAACGCGGCUUUGCGGGACCCUGGGGGCGGCUCCGGCACGGCCGGCGCCGGGCGCGGGCACGGCGGCUCGGGCCGAGCGCAGCGGGGCAUCCCCCUCUCCUGCCACGCCAUCCUGGUGGACCAGGAGCUGGAGGCCGAACUCAGCGACUCCUCAGGUGACGGGCACUGGGGUCGGGACCCCCAGGAGGGUCCCCGCGCCCGGCAGCACCCCCACCCCGCCGGCGCCCGCCGCCCGCCCCGCAGCUCCUACGGCGAUUUCGGCAGCACGCCGCGCCCCAGCCCCGAGCGCCGGCGGGUGGUCUCGGCGCCCAGCGGGGACGGGGGGGACUUUGCCGAGGGGCCGUCCUGGCACCCCGAGCAGCUGAACUUCAACGCCAACAACGGCACGGGCCGCCCCGCGGGCGCCCACCUCAAGAGGAACCACACGUUCAACAGCGGCGAGGCCGCGGCGGGCGGCUACGGGCGGCACGGGGGGACGGCCCCGCGGGCCCCGCGGGCACCGGGCACCCCGCGGGCGCUGACGGACCUGCACCACCUCCUGCGCUACGGCGUGGAGCGGACUCCCUCGGGGAAAUAGGGUGCCCACCCUGCGGGCGUCCCCCUCGCCAGGACACUGAUGGGGGGCCCCCCCCGGCUCCCUGGGGACAGGGAGGGGGUGGCCGGGCAGGAGCUGCGGGCGUGGGGUGAGGUGCUGCGUGGGUGAGGGGCGGGACAGGCACCCCCCGGGUGCCCCCGGAGAGGGUUUGGGGGUGUCCCCCGGUGCCGUGGGGCGGUGCCCUGCGCUCCGGCUGCUUUGCCCCGUAUGCCGGGGGAGGGGAGGGGGGUCCGUCCAUCGUGUCCCCUCCCCAGGCUGGACUCAGGGCCCGCAGCACCCUGGGAGGGGGAUCCCUGGGGGGCAGCAGGAUGGACGCACGGACACGGGCGCUGCGCGGUGCCCCCCAGCCCCUCGGCCCAUCGGGGGCACCCUGGGGGGCUUCUGGGUGCUGCCACCCCCCCUCCCCCCGGCGAUACCCGGCUCGGGGGGGCCACCGGGGUGCGUUGGUUGUGGUGAUGGAACGUGGUGAACAUUUGGGGUGCGGGGGGGGGUGGGGGCCCCCCAAGCGUGUGUGUUAUCUGGGGAUGGGGCGCACUCAGCCCCCAGUCUGGGGUCAACCCCUGCCCGAUGCCAGCUUGGGGGGUGUUUAUCCACCCCUCCCGCAGCACCCCCUCCUGGAAAGCACAGCCGGGCUGGGGGGGCACCGCCGGGGCUGGGGGGGGUCCCCACCGAACCCACUCUCUGCUGGCAAAGGGUGCCCUUUCGGUGCCACCCCCGCCUGGCACCCACGCGGGGUGGCGGGUCGCGGGGGGGGUGGCAGGUCCCCGGGGGUGUGGCAGGUCCCCAGGGGGUGGCAGGCUGUAAAUAG